CAUAGUUCCGAAUUCGAGUUAUCUAACGGUCGCUUCUAAGCACAAUCCCCCUCCAUCCAUAGCUCAUACCCUAUACCCUCUCUAAACUAAAAACAACCAAUUCCCUUUCCUUUGCACGGUCUGCACCCACCCCCCCCGAAAAGAAAUUUGAACAUUGCCCUCAAUGUCUCCAGCUUCCACUGUGACUACUUCUUCGUCCAUUAUCCUUCCGAUAGUGAGUCCUCUCAAGGCUGCUGCUUCUGCUUCUGCUGCUAUUGCCUAUGAGAUUAUUCCUGUUGAGGAGAUCGACACUGCCUUCUGCGAUUAUGUUGACCUUGCUGUCAAAACACGAGGUGGCAAGGUCUUAGCGGUGUCCGAUGAGUGGUUUGCAGAGGCUCAUAACCUGCUCACCCCUACUGCCCCCAUCUCGCGUAAGGGCCACUUUACCCCCAAAGGAGCUUGGUUUGAUGGCUGGGAGACCCGUCGCCAUGGACCUGACUAUGAUUGGUGCGUGAUUCAGUUGGGUUACCCUGGUACGAUUGCAGGGUUCGAGUUCGAUACCGCCUUCUUUACGGGAAAUCACUCUCCUUUUGUGUCUGUGGAGGGUUUGGUGGCAGCUAGCUCUGAGAAGGCUGAUAAUGGUUGUGAUAAUGGUUAUGGUCAAGGUACUGACGUUAAUGGUGAUGGGGAUGAUGCAAAGAGCGUUGGAAGGACGACUUUGAAUGGGGGAUGGGCCAAGGCUAUCGGUGGUACUGCCGGUCCUCACUGGGUCCCCAUCUUGCCUAAAGUGGCCUUGAAUCCUGAUUCGCGUCAUGGUUUCAAAUUGGCUCAGCCUACCACGUCUUUCUAUACCCAUAUCCGAUUCAGAAUGUUCCCUGAUGGUGGGGCGGCUCGUUUGAGAGUCUAUGGUAAGGUCCACCAAAUUUUGCCGGAAGAUAAGGCCGAGAUAUUUGACUUGGCUGCUGUGGGGGCCGGUGGCCAGGUGAAGGCGUUCUCAGACGCUCAUUUUGGCCAUCCUUCGAACCUAUUGCUCCCUGGACGUGGCAGUGAUAUGUCGGAUGGAUGGGAGACUAAGCGAUCGCGCGCUCCUGGCCAUGUUGACUGGUGCUUGAUCAGAUUGGGAGUCCCUGGUCAUCCUGUGUUGGUUGAGAUCGACACUGCUCAUUAUAUGGGCAACCCUCCAAAGUGCGUCACUCUUCUUGGCUUUACUGCCUCGGAUACUCUUGAAGAGAAUCCUGUUGUCUUGUUGGAUCAAGUCCCUGUCAAACCCCAUAAGCAACAUAUUUUCUCAAUCCCUGAACCGAUCAGUGCAAACAACCUGAUUUCGACUAUCAAGGUGGUCAUGAUUCCCGAUGGUGGGAUCAAGCGUGUUCGUGUCUUUGGAUCACAAUCCUGGCCUGCUCAUCCCAUCCCUGAGACAAGCUCCAUUGGUAAGACACAGCCCUUGCCAGAUGAGCACACAUGGAACUUGUUGACCAUUCAAGCUGAACCGAUUACAAAGGCCGCGUUCGAACCUUGGGGUCAAGUCAUUGAGGUACCUCUAUACGACCCAAAUGCUAUCAAGGUGAACCAGGGAACGGCUCAAAAGUUCUCACAUAUUGGCCAUUUUGCAAACUGGCGCUCCUAUGCGUUAAAUGAGGAAGCGAUCCAGGACCAAAACAAGCUGAUGAUGGAAAAUAGCAACAAUAGCCAGAAAAAGUGUUUGGACAGACCCUAUCCUGCCAACAUUGUUCCUGCUACUGCUAACAUUGCCAUCUUCCAAUGUUACAAGCCCAUUGAAACCCAGGAGAUUGGGGUGCGAUUGCUAGAGAGACAUCCUUAUUCAUCUCAGAUGUUUGUUCCGAUGGGUGGAGAUGGUAAUGGUGGAUUUGUAGUGGUGGUGGCAAAAGAUCAAGAGGGAUCCGAGGGAAGGAUACCUGAUUUGACGACCUUGAAGGCCUUUACGGUCAAGAACAGCCAAGGAGUGAAUUAUAAGCCGAAUGUAUGGCAUCACCCUAUGAUUGUGACGGAUCGGCCAGUGACCUUCUUGACGAUCACAAACGAGUCCGGGGUUGGAAAGGAUGAUUGUGAGGAGUACUGGUUCAAGAAGGAAGCCGAGGCUGUGGGAUCGGAAGGAGGCGUAGCAGCUAUUGUUCGUCUCUAAAAAAGGGAAGAGGAAAAAAAUAAUGAUCGAAUGAUGAAGUUUGCGUAGACUUUACGACGUUUUUGUUUACUUGAUCUUCUAGCUCGAUGUUUAGUCUUGUAUAAAAUAAACAAUACAUGUUAACAG
Messenger RNA from Lobosporangium transversale, 2248 nucleotides. Its product is annotated as galactose-binding domain-like protein. The coding region runs from base 164 to 2122 and encodes 652 amino acids. The transcript is spliced from 4 exons. Gene Ontology annotation, molecular function: ureidoglycolate lyase activity; allantoicase activity; ureidoglycolate hydrolase activity. Lineage: Eukaryota; Fungi; Mortierellomycota; Mortierellomycetes; Mortierellales; Mortierellaceae. The record is from RefSeq and is a predicted model, not a curated record. Gene Ontology annotation, biological process: allantoin catabolic process.